Dothidotthia symphoricarpi CBS 119687 is the source of this 3086-nucleotide messenger RNA. Its product is annotated as DNA replication initiation factor-like protein Cdc45. Bases 193 to 2751 code for a protein of 852 amino acids. The record is from RefSeq and is a predicted model, not a curated record. The transcript has 2 exons. Gene Ontology annotation, biological process: double-strand break repair via break-induced replication; mitotic DNA replication preinitiation complex assembly; DNA replication initiation. Gene Ontology annotation, cellular component: DNA replication preinitiation complex. Gene Ontology annotation, molecular function: chromatin binding; DNA replication origin binding; single-stranded DNA binding. NCBI's taxonomy places the organism in Eukaryota, Fungi, Ascomycota, Dothideomycetes, Pleosporales, Dothidotthiaceae.
GCAUAUCAAUUGCUCCUUUACUGCUUCAUAAUACUUGCGAACCUUAUAUUCUUCUAUACACACACUAUGAACACGCGAUAGACCCGGGUCCACACCAAACCCCCCUCCUAUUCUAUACCCCCUCGACGCGUCUCCACACGCGUUUCUCCAACAACCCACGCGCAGCACACUCGUAGAUCACGACCCGCCGCCAUGUACCUUCCACGGAACCUAAUCGCGCACCUCUACCAAAACCUUGUGAAACGCACACACGCGGCCGCCCCGCCAGUACUUCUCCUUGUCGCCCUCGAGCCAGACGCGCUCUGUGCCUGCCGCAUCCUCACCGCGCUGCUGAAACGCGAUUAUAUACCCCACAAAAUCCAACCCAUAGCCGGCUAUGGCGAUCUAUCACGUGCCGCAGAAGAGCUGGUACGGCCCAUGCGGACAACAGAGGGCGGAAGUGGGGGCGUGGUUGUGUGUUUAGGUGUUGGUGGCAUGGUGGAUAUGGAAGAGAUAUUAGGCCUGGACGUGGAUGAGAAUGGGGAAGGAGGAAGUGGAGAUGUGGAAGUCUGGAUUAUGGAUGCGAGACGGCCGUGGAAUCUGGCGAAUGUGUUUGGGACGCCUGUUGGUGAGGAUGUGGCGACAGGGGAGCUGGUGCGGAGACAGACUGGUGUGGACAAGGGGAAGGUGUUGCAGUCGUAUCAGUCUUCGAAGGGUGGGAUUAUCGUGUUUGACGAUGGGGAUAUUGAGGAGGAGCUUCAGGUGGAAAGAGCGGCGUAUUGUGGACUGGAAGAGAUGCCUGAGGUGGGUGAGGAUGUGGGCUCUGAUGAGGAGGGGGAGGAGGAAGAUCAAGAGGAGGGGGAGUCAUCUGCCCAGAGGCCAAAGAAGAGGAAGUCAUGGGGCGAGGAGGAUGAUUCUGACGAUGGCAUGUCUGACGACGAGCGGCCGCCACAGAGACGGAGAAGUAACUCGGGAGGGUCGAUACCGUCAUCACCAGAACGAAGACCAGCACGACGAGGCCUCAUGAUCGAGAACCAACUGGCCAACUCCUCAGACUUCUCCCGCUCAGACUCUCGCAGCCGUUCAGCAUCUCCAUCCAUAGUUGCUCCCAAAGAGCAGUCCGUGAAGAGCCUACGGAAACAGCUCAUGACCAUGCGCAACAAAUACACAAACGUUCUCGACAAGUACUACCAACUCGGCGCCUCCUACUCCGAACCAGUCUCGUCCCUCGUCUACAACCUCGCCUCAGACCUCGGUCGCGAAGACAACGACCUCCUCUGGAACGCUAUCGUCGGUGUCAGCAGUCUGGAGCUGUAUGGUCGAACAGGAAGCGGUGUAGGGCUGAAUCCCCUUUCAGCUGCCGGCGGCUCAGCAGGCUGGAAUGGCAAUCGUGGCGAGCAAAUUCGAUCCGUCCUACGCGACGAAGUUCGUCGUCUGAAUCCCGUCACCGACGCCCAUGGUGUAGCCCGCGACGCAAGCAUGGGCGAUGCGAGCGGCGUGAUUCCCACCAGCGCCCGCUCAGCAACAGACAAAUCCAUCCGUCUCUCCCCUGAACCGCGCUUUCUACUGUUACGCCAUUGGUCCCUGUACGAAAGCAUGUUACACUCACCAUACCUAUCUGCGAAACUGCACAUCUGGAGCGACGCAGGGCAGAAACGCCUUGCGAAGCUGCUAGCGAAGAUGGGUGUGUCGUUGUCUGAAUGCAAACAACGAUACACACACAUGGACAUGGAGCUCAAGCGCGGUCUUCGCGAGCGCCUCCUGAAGUUCGCCCCACAGUACGGUCUCGACGGGCUCGUCCCCCCUCCCCCACGCAGCGGCGACAUGAAAGACGGAUGGGGCUUCGUCCGCUGCUGGGGCUGGAAAGCCUGUCUCUCCGCCAUCGACGUCGGCGUAAUCCUCGGCGCGAUCCUCGAAGUCGGCGACGUGAAGUCCCUCACCCAGCCCUCCUUCGACAUCACCUCGACCCCAAGCACCGAAGUCACAACACAAGACCAGCAAAUCGCCGCCCAAGAACACAUCACAGCACGUUUCUACACGGCCUACGACGCCCUAACCUCCAUCGACGUCCUCCUCCCCCACAUCGCAACAGCACAACACCUCCAUCGCGCCAUCCUGCGCACCGGCACCCAACUCAUCGAAAAAAAGCAAAUCCGCCACCUCCGCGCCUUCCGCAUGGCCGUCGUAAAAGAAGGCCCAGACGUACAGCUCUUCACACACCCCGGCGCGCUCACCAAACUCGCUCUCUGGAUCGCAGAAGCCAUCGUCGAGCUAAACGGCACUAAGAAAAGCAAAGGCAGCGAGCUCGUCAUGGCCGGCCUCGACGAACCCCGCGGCCUCUACGUCGUCGUCGGCCUCGGCGGCGGCGGCGCAACAGAAAGCGCAAAGGAACGCCUGCUUAAACGCGAGGCGAAACUCAAACAGAAAGAAGCUGCCCGCGCUGCAAAGGCCGCGGCAAAGGAGAAGAAGAUUGAAGCAAGGCGCGCACGCAAUCUCGCUGCUGGCCUCGAGGACGACGAAGUCGAUGCAGAGGAGUCGGACACGGAAUCCGAAUCGGAAAACGACUCCGACGACUCCGACUCGGAGGACGACGACGACGAUGCGGCGUCCGGCGCGCGGCGGAACCGCUUCGGCAACGCGUUCCAGGAGGUCGUGCGCGAGACGGGGGCUAGGGUCCGCAUGGACAGCUUCGAGGCGUGUGUGAUUGAGAUACGGAAGGAGGAUUUGAGUGGGUUUCUGGAGCGGCUGAGUAUGAAGGCUGUUGUUGGGUAGACUUUUCGCGGGGAUUGGGUUCUUGUGGCGGGUGGGGUGUUGGGUUGUUGGGUGGGUUUAGAUAUGGAUCUGGGUAUUAAUAUACGUAUACGAAGGCGUAUGUGAUAUGUGUCUGAUUUGGAUAGGUUGGGAGGUUGGGGGGGACAUAGCAUGGUAUGGUUUGGUAUGGCAUAUCUUUUGGCGUUCGUCGUUUGUUUUGUAUAGAGCUUUGGAAUGGUAGUAUGCAAGUAAGUUGGGCGACGGUGAUGUGAGGCGUCUAAACACCAUAUAACGGGUCAAUUUUCUUUUGUCAUGUUCGUACUCCUCGAAAACAUAUAGUAAAAAUCCUCAUGUAC